CAACGCCACAGUUCGCGUUCACUUAACUCUCCGCUCGUGCCCAGCUGUGUCACGCAAAGUCCAAAGUACGGGGUGUGAUCGUCGUGCGGUGAUCAUAACGCGAUCCGCGUUCGUGUCGGAAACAUGCUGCUAACGAGAGCACGGGUACUGUUCGACUUCGUGUGCGCUCUGGCGCACAUCGUCUGUGGUCUGCUGGUGUUUGUGGUGCGCCACAGGCUGAUACGCCUGUGGCCGCCGGCCGUACGGCCCGUGGUGACGGUGAAGCAGGGUAAGUUGCGUGGCGUCACCUCGACGCUCCCGAACGGGGCCCAGUACCACUACUUUAAGGGCGUUCCGUACGCGGAACCGCCGGUCGGCAGGCUACGCUUUCGGCCACCGGUACCUCUGGAGCGGUUCCGCAAACCGAUCGUCGACUGCUACGCCGAGCGGGCCGAUGCGGUACAGAAAGACUUCUUCUCCGACCGUGCCAGUGGCUCGGAAUCUUGCCUGUACCUUAACGUGUACAGUCCGCGGUUGCCGGGGGAAGCUGAUGCCACCGAGGGAGUGCCUCGGGCACCGGUGAUGGUGUACAUUCACGGUGGUGGCUUCAUGAACGGAUCCGGCAGCAGUUUCUUCUACAAUCCGGACCUUUUCGUCGAGCAGGGCGUGCUGGUGGUGACGAUCAACUAUCGACUCGGACCGUUCGGGUUCCUCUGUCUGCCCGGAGCCGGCAUUCCCGGCAAUGCGGGCCUCAAGGAUCAGUUGUUGGCGCUUCGUUGGGUGCACGAAAAUGUAGCCCAGUUUGGUGGCGAUCCGGACAAUGUGACGUUGUUUGGGGAAAGUGCCGGGAGCAUGUCUUCGUACCUGCACUACCUAUCGCCCAACUCACGGAAAUACUUCCAUCGGGUGAUCUGCCAGAGUGGUGUCGCCUGUUCGGACUCGUUCUUCCAGGUGGAACCGCUGGAGAAGGCACGCAAACUGGCCCGUUUCUUCGGCUACACCGGUGACAGUGACGAGGGCGCACUAGAAACACUGGAGAAGGUACCGGCCAAGCUAGUGGCGAAACACCAGAAUGAAGUGAUCAGCGAAGCGGAGAAGCAGCUCGCACUCAUCUUCAUCUUCCGGCCGGUGGUCGAGGAGCAGGAGACGGACGACAGCAUCAUUACGCAGCAUCCGCAGCAGAUUCUGAAAGCAUACGACGCCCUGCGUAUGCCGCUGCUCGAGGGCUGCAACAGUGGCGAAGGGAUACUGGCGCUGCGGACACUACGCUCCCGGUGGCCAUCGUUCCUCACGUCACCGGAACGCCUGGUACCGGUGCUACUGGCCAGCAACGCGCAAAACCUUGACCGCGCGCAGGUCGGCAAGGAGAUCAAACGGUUCUACUUUGGCGAUGGACCCGUGAAGCCGGAUCGAGUGAUCGAUCGCAUGUGCGAGCUGCUGUCGGACAACACGUUCAUCACCAACUCGGUCACCAGUGCCGAAUGGUUGGCCAAGUACCAGCCGAAUGUCCAGCACUUCCACUACCGCUUCACGUACGACGGUCGGUUCAGUUUGUUGAAGAGACUCUUUCAACUCUCGCACGUCACCGGCGCUUGCCACGGGGACGAUCUAAUGUACAUGUUCAACACAUGCUUCCUGCCAACACUUCGACCCGACAGUGACGAGUAUCGGAUGCGCCGGAUAAUGAUCGCCCUUUGGACGAGUUUCGCCAAGCACGGUGAUCCGUCGGUGGGUCCUUCCGCUGAGCUGGUGCCGGAAAAGUGGCUCCCGGUGAAGAAGAUCGCUCGCGACGCCACCGACUUCGAGCUGGACUGUUUCGAGCUCAACACGGUUCCACGGAUGGUGCGUAAUCCGGGCGAUGGGCGGAUACAGCUGUGGCGUCGAUUGCUUCGCCAAUACCGUCCCGAUUUCCUGUGAUGUGCCCGCGUGUUGGCGGCCUAAAUGCCUAAAAGCUAACAUAACCGAAAGCAAAUAACGCGCCAGCCGAAAACCGGAGACACUCGGUGUUAAUGUGUUAAUUUGGACGGGUGAAGGUUGAAGUGUGGAUCCAGCCCGCAGCGGCACCUCGGUGUGAAUGACUUUGUGAGCCAAAUAAACGUCCUCUUUGGGGUAUCACAACAAACGCAUGGUAAUGGUAGAAAAAUUUAAAUCGGAAAACAAGUUGUAGUUAAUAGUGAGAGAGGUCCAUCAAAAUGUCCGUUCGUCAUUCCCAAAUACUGGUGUCCACGAUUUCGUCCAAAUCAAAUCGGAAAAUUGUUUCUCCUUUUUUUACUUAGAGUGACCAAAAUAUCUUUCUUUCAAGAUCAAUUCCUUCAACGGCAUCUCGAGAUGCACCCGUUUGGUACACUUCCGAUUUUAGAAGUCGCCGACUUUAGAUUGAUCAUAGCUGAAUCAUACUCUAGCAUGUGUAUAAUUCAUUUAAGCGAUCUCUAAUGAUGCCCAGGUGUUCUAUCAGCGUAGUGAUCUUUCCUUUGCCGAGUGCCAAGGCGAACAAUCGUGAAUAUUCAACCCCCCAAUUUGCCAGCUAAGAAGUCCCAAGCAGAGUACUGAUGGAAACACUGAAAACUGUUUCAGGUGUUAGUGAUCUACUCGCAUUAGAAAUUUAAAUUUUUUCUAGGUUGUUCAUUACAUUCGGAGCCUCGAUAACGAAGGGCAUUGCUACGAGCCUAAUUUUUGUUUUGGCACAUUGGUUCACUCUUCAUAUGAAAGCGUGUAAAGUUUCAUUUCAAUCGUCAAAGUCAGUAUUUUUUACAAUGGGAAAAAUCAUGCAUCGUGGAGUGAUUUAGUUUUUAUUUUCAGUAGUUUUUAAAGCAAAGGAGAUUUAUGAACGAAGGUUGGACUCUUUACCUUUAAUUACCGGCUUUAAUUACCGGGGUUUUGAAUUUAAACGUGGUUGUAUUAGCUUUCAAGACGAUCCAUGUCAAACACGUAAAAAAACAGACAUAAUACCUGAAAUCGUAGAAAAAAUACAGGAUAUCGCAAUCACUAAAACCGAACCACUGAAAGAGAUUUAGUUUAAGACCUAACCAUCUCAUUGAGCAGUAUAACCAAUUAUUUGACUGAACUGUUGGGAUAUUUUUGUUCGCUAAAAAUGGAACAAUGCACCAGAUUACAAGAGCAUUUUGAAAAUGGCAAAAGACCAAGAAUUAACGUUCGAAUUGUUGGGGUAUCCACCGUAUUCACUAGAUUCGACCCCUAGUGACUUCCAUCUGUUUUCAGACUCAAAAAAGACCUUGCGUGAAAAGCGUUUUCCAUCAAACGAUGACGUCAUA
Anopheles bellator is the source of this 3251-nucleotide messenger RNA. RefSeq names its product esterase B1-like. Bases 124 to 1896 code for a protein of 590 amino acids. Lineage: Eukaryota; Metazoa; Arthropoda; Insecta; Diptera; Culicidae. Gene Ontology annotation, molecular function: hydrolase activity. The record is from RefSeq and is a predicted model, not a curated record. The transcript is spliced from 5 exons.